Molecule: messenger RNA, 1973 nt
Organism: Dreissena polymorpha
Lineage: Eukaryota; Metazoa; Mollusca; Bivalvia; Myida; Dreissenidae
Product: G-protein coupled receptor 157-like
Exons: 5
Coding region: 223-1422 (399 amino acids)
Biological process (GO): cell surface receptor signaling pathway; adenylate cyclase-activating G protein-coupled receptor signaling pathway
Cellular component (GO): plasma membrane
Molecular function (GO): G protein-coupled receptor activity
Source: RefSeq, a predicted model, not a curated record
CUACCAUAAGACCAGAUCGUCAGAUACUACGGUGAAAACAAUUUGUGCAGUGUAACCUUUUCUUUCGCUUUGCACUAAUCGACAAUUCACAACUUCCGCCAUAAACGAUUUUUUAUCAAGUUUAUGUUUUGAGCAUUUCUCAACAAAAUACACGCAAACGGGUGUCGAUAGUAACAUUUAUUGUGUUUGUUACGAUGUAUUAGGUUGAUUGAACUCGAUUCUAUGGACAUAUGGACAAUGUCAGCAGAAGGGAAUGUUACCAAUGGCAAUGCCACCUUGAGUUUCCAGCUAUCAUAUGUAUCGGCUGUGAGUUGUGGACUGUCUAUCUUCGGUGCCAUUGGAAUAUUGCUGACGUUUGUACUCUUUCCGGAUAUACGAAACACGACGCGAAAAUUGUUGAUAUUCUUGACCAUAGCUGACUUAAUACAGCCUACAGGAUAUUUAGCUGCAAUUGUGGUACAGGGUUUCGGAGACCACGUUAGUAACAAAGACUUCUGUAAGAUACAGAGUGCUGUAACAACCUACUCAAGCUUGGUAUCAUUCUUCCUAACUGUAGCUAUCGCCGGCUACUUGUUCGUAGCGAUUAACAGACGCAGCAUGUCUUCAACCUGUGUCCUUGUUGUAUCAAACGUUGUGUCAUGGGCAGUACCAGGAAUUAUCAUCGCCAUCGCAUUAAAUGCAGAGAUGCUGGGUCGGAAUGAUUCCGACCGUUCAGUAGGAACUGGACCGUGGUGCUGGGUUAAUUUUGACAAAUACAAAUUUGGGAAAUCUAUCGCCUAUAUGUCCAUGGCUGGAAAGGGCUGGGAGUUGGCCUGCUAUCUGCUAACAGCAACGUUUUACGUAUUGUUGAAAUUUAAACUGUACCUUCGCCAUCGGUUUAAACAUUUAAACGAAAUCAACGCUGAUCUUCGCGACGGCGACAAAAAUUUCCUGUAUGUUUGGCUGGUAUUGUUGGCCAUCCGAGCUUGGGGUACCAUACGCUUCUUUAUGCUGAUCGCUUCUGAGGGUGAAAUGCACUAUUACUCCGAGAAUCUAAAUACAGUGCUUUCGUACCUGCAAGCUAUUGGUGACCCCUCACAAGCGCUUUUCAACUUCAUUCUGUUCUGCUUGCUUGACCGCGAUGUGCGCCAGAAGAUGUGCCAAAGGUGUACGGUGUGUAGGACAGGGAAAUACGCGACGAUAUAUAACAACGAUGUCAAUUGUGACGAGACACAAGAGCGACGAAUCAUGACUGCCUCGAUUUAUGAAGAGUCGUAUACCGAUAACGGUCAUAUAGAUCAAGUGUCAAUACAGAAGUCAAAUGAACGAGCUGGAAUUCUUUCAAAGAGUGAUACCAGUUCCAAUGCCAUUGGGUCCAAACGAAAAUACGGCUCGGUUCCAGCUCCAUUGAACUCCUUUCUAAACAAGUCAUUUACAGUUUAGUUUAAGCCUUACAUACCAGUGUUACUUUUCAAAUCAACGAAGAUUUCGAAAACGUUUCGUACCUUACACUGUGAUUUUGUACUGAAUUCAAGGUUUAAGAAUUUAAUAUGCUCAAAUUUAUAUAGGUUUACUAUUCUUCUGACGCAAUUUACGUAAGGUGUUUUUGUCAAAAGAGACUUAUGUUAAGUGUAAUACAAUCUUAAUGUGUGAAUAGGUAAGCUAUAUAACAAUGACACGUGAUUUAGGUAUAUAUAUAUAUAUUCUUUAUUUCCUCCGAUAUCGAAGAUUCGAACAACAUAGUUAUACAAUAAUCACAAAGCAUGUUUAACAUAGAAAGAGUGGUAUGAUUUACAUAAUAAGUAAUCAUGAUUAAAUAUACAAACUAAAAAUUCUUAAUAUCAUCUUUUCAGCUGUUUUUAAAUUUUCAAUAUCACACACCACAGUCGAAAGCGAACGUUGGUGUAUUAUUUGUAAAAUUAUAAAGCUGUUCUAAUUUGAAGAUUGUGAUCUAAAACCAAAAAGUAGGUUAAUAUACAACAAGUAUUUGAUUA